ACAAGAAUGGUUAAUGAGGGUGAAAAAUCAAAAUGCUGGUACAAUAGCGACACACAAUAAUCAAUAAUUAGGGUCCCUAAUUAAUUUGACAAAAUUGAAAGGAGACAAGAAACUUGCUGUAGGUUUUAAAUAUGACUUCCCAUUACACGUGAAUCAGUUGUUAUGUGUUUACGACUACAAAGUACGAACUCCACAUUCUAUCUUCUUCAUCAGCAAUCAACAACCGGCAAACGGCAAUCGGCAAUCGGCAAUCGGCAAUCAGCAAUCAGCAAUCAGCAAUCCGCUCCAGGAACCUGAGGGUUGUUGGUGGUUUGCUUGGAUUGCUGAUGUCUGACUGUCAGAUAUAGUUGCUCAAAGAUUUCAAAGAUGACCAUGCCUCGCCACAAUGGCACACAUUUUCUAGAUGUGGCUUUGGCCCAUGAGAAAUGCAAAGACUACUUUCUUUUUAGAAGUGAAAUAUAUCUAGGAGAUGGAAUGCGAACAACCUUGUACUUUAUGGGUAUAGCUUAUUGUUUCAUUGGAUUAUCAGCCAUUACAGACAGAUUUUUUCGCUCCAUGGAGAAUGUAGUUAAGCAAACUCGUAAAGUGGUCGUAAUUGAUCCUCUCACUAAGGUUGAAACUGUUAAGUAUGAGAAGGUGUGGAAUUAUACAAUUGCAGACAUCGCUCUUCUGGCUUUUGGUACCAGUUUCCCCCAAAUAUCUUUAGCUACCAUUGACGCUAUAAGGAAUCUUGGAAGCCUUUAUGCUGGAGGCUUGGGUCCUGGAACUCUGGUAGGUUCUGCUGCAUUCGACCUAUUCCCAAUCCAUGCUGUUUGUGUGGUCGUCCCGAAAGCUGGAGAACUGAAAAAGAUAUCUGAUAUAGGAGUCUGGUUGGUUGAGUUAUUUUGGUCCUUUUGGGCUUACAUAUGGUUAUACAUAAUCCUGAAGGUUUGGACUCCCAAUGUAGUUACUCUAUUGGAGUCAAUCUUGACAGUGUUGCAAUUUGGCUUACUGCUAUUAAAUGCAUAUGCUCAGGACAUGCGCUGGCCUUACCUAUCUCUUCCUUUCUCAAGAUCUGAGAGGCCUGAGGAGUGGGUCCCUGAAGAGGUGUCACCACGUAAAAAUGAAAGCCUCAGAGAAGACUCUUUUGAUUUUUCUCAAGUUGCUGACUAUGAAGACAGAAAUAUUGUUGACAUCUUUUCCAUUCACGCAGACAAUGAGGCAGUACAACUUUCAGGUCCUUCAUAUCAAUCCCUGCCUCCAGAUGAAGUGGCCGAGUCAAUCGCUGAACAAGCUCUGAGAAGCGUAAAAGCAGACGAUGUUAGUUUCCUGUCACUUUGGAAGCAACAGUUCGUGGAUGCGGUCAUGUUUGAACAUAAAAAGUUGGAGGGUAUCUUUCUAAGGUCGGUUAGAUUUACCUGGUAUUUGCUUCUCCUUCCAUGGAGGGUUAUGUUUGCCUUUGUGCCUCCUUACCGUAUUGCUCAUGGAUGGAUAGCCUUCAUCUGUUCUCUACUAUUCAUUAGUGGAAUAGCUUACAUAGUAACAAAGUUCACAGAUAUGAUAAGCUGCGUGACAGGAAUAAAUCCUUAUGUUAUUGCCUUUACGGUGUUGGCCGCGGGAACCUCUUGGCCAGAUUUAGUGGCCAGCAAGAUCGCUGCCGAGCGUCAGACAACAGCUGACUCUGCUAUUGCAAAUAUCACCUGCAGCAAUUCCGUGAAUAUAUAUGUGGGCAUUGGCAUCCCUUGGCUAAUUAACACAACGUAUAAUUACUUUGCGUACCAUGAACCAUUGAGGAUCGAAAGUGCCGAGGGGCUUAGUUUUUCAUUGCUUGUCUAUUUCUGCACUUCAGUAGGUUGUAUUUCAGUUCUGGUAUUGAGGCGUCUUGUGUUUGGUGCUGAGCUUGGCGGACCUAGGCUUUGGGCAUGGAUUUCUUGUGGGUUUUUCAUGUUUCUAUGGCUUAUUUUUGUUACUCUAUCCUCCCUCAAAGUCUCCGGCCUCCUGUAAUUUGUCAUGCCUAUUAAGGUCUAUUCCAGUUAUGUUAUUCUUUCUACAUUAAAUAUAUUUUCAAUUAUUUCAUCACAAUUUAUAUUUAUAUCGAAAAAUAGAGCUCCAAUUAAGAGUUUUA
Molecule: messenger RNA, 2104 nt
Organism: Spinacia oleracea (spinach)
Lineage: Eukaryota; Viridiplantae; Streptophyta; Magnoliopsida; Caryophyllales; Amaranthaceae
Product: magnesium/proton exchanger
Exons: 9
Coding region: 367-1983 (538 amino acids)
Biological process (GO): metal ion transport; transmembrane transport
Cellular component (GO): membrane
Source: RefSeq, a predicted model, not a curated record